Malurus melanocephalus (red-backed fairy wren) is the source of this 2516-nucleotide messenger RNA. It is a transcript of the gene CUNH14orf180, whose product is annotated as chromosome unknown C14orf180 homolog. NCBI's taxonomy places the organism in Eukaryota, Metazoa, Chordata, Aves, Passeriformes, Maluridae. The record is from RefSeq and is a predicted model, not a curated record.
CUCUCCAGGGGGCUUUGGUGCAUUCAGUGCUUUGAGAGCCCUGGAGCAGCAAAAUCUCUUCCUCCCCACAUGGAUAUGUCACUAAGGGCAGGCUUGAGGACAGCAGACCCAUGCAGAGGCUGGGCUGCAGGAGGGCAGCAAGUCUUGAGGGGUCUGCUGAUCCCACAUCAGCCACAAAGCCUCCUCUGCUGCUCCAGCCCCAUUUCUUCUGGGGAAGGAUCCCAACCCUUUCCAUCUGCUCACCCAUUCCCCACAUCCCUGGAAGGAAGGUCAAAGCAGAGAAGCCCAUGGAGCAGCUGUGCCCUCUGCUUCCCAGUGCCAGURAGAGCAUCUUGCAAUGCUCCCUGCACUGCAGAACAAGGGCCAGUCUGAGCAURCCAUGGAGAAUCCAUCCAUGGUGCAGUAAAUAAAUAGCUCCAGGAAAAGAACAAAKAAAAAAAAGCACAGAUUUGUGCUUGCAGGGACAGUAAACCUGGAUAUUUCAGCAGUUGUGGCAGAUAUUUCUGACUAAAAAUUGUACAUUUGAUGAUGCUCAGUCUUCAGCAUCUGACAAGGGGCUUUUAAAGCCUCUUGAACAGUAAAUCACCUCUCUUUCUAUCAAUAAUCUUAUAAUAUCAGUAGAAAUGUCAAAUGUUUAAAUCCCACUUUAUUACUAUAAUAAUGGACUUAAUUUGUAAAACAUAUAAAGUGAGGCCAUAACUGUUCUGGAGGGAGAUAUCUGUCAUUCCUCUAUAUUUAUAUAAUGGCUUUACCCACAUAUUUUGAAUGGAAGAAGGAUUAAAAGAAAUCCCACUUGCAGUAUUUCUGUGAUUGGGAAUGGAUUYUGGAAAGGAAACCAGCAUGAUCACAGAAAUGCAGCAAUUAUUAUUUUUGAAAAACCACCCCCAACUUCACAUUCGUGCAAAAUAAAUCCGUAGGUGUUCAUCUGUGACUUGCUCCAUUCAGGCCCAUUCCCUGCUGCCAAAAAAGCCUUGCUUCCAGCUGCACAAUCAKUAUUAUCACUAUGUGCUAUUUUUGGCUCCUGAGUGCAUCUCGUGUAGCGUCACCCUUCCCACGCCAGCCCUGGUAUGAAAUGCAGAAACUCUUCUUUCCACUCCUCUGUGCUCCCUUGCCGCUCCCACCGCGCGGCGCCGGCCGUCCUCGCUGCGGAGGAGGCUCUGGACACAGCUUUUCCCUGGUCCUUCUCCUUUUCCUGGGCAAGAGGCUUUCCAUCCAAAGCUUCACGUGGGAGGCUCCAUGUUGGCAUCCAGAGUACAUGUCCCAGAUAUGCCCAGCCUCACUUUCUGGUCAUAGUGCUGAGGAGCCACCGACAGAUGAYUGUAGCUAUCCUCCUUCCAUACUGAGGAAAAGGCCACCUGUGGACCAAGCUGUGGGGGAAAAGCGGAAAGCAGAGAGAAGGGUYCGAUUUCGUGAGCCAGAAGAAGUCAUUGAACAUGUCAUUUCCUGCUGUGACUACGUAGUGGAUGACAGGUCAUCAUCUGGAUUGCCUGUGCUCCUGUGGCUCUCAUUUUGUGCAGUGCUGAUCCUGGCUGUGAGUCUCUACUACACCAGCAUGAAGCAAGAUGUCAAAGUCCUGGAGGAAUUUCAAUCCCGACUUGUUAUCGUCUUUCUUCAUAUACGGCACGUUGCUCAGAGAUGCUGGACUUGGUUCAUGAGGCAAUAGCAGCGUCCUGCAGCCUGACACUGCUCARAAACAUCAGUGCAAAGCUCCCAGUCCACUGCAGCCACUGCAAGGAACAYAUGAGCAGCCACCUCAAAGAGCAAGAAAAUCACCCCUACUGGGCACCCCCCAGCAAACAUUUGUUUUCCUUUUUCCUUCUUGGUCGUUUUUUCUGGUUUUUUUUUCACGUCAAUGAACAUUCAUGCUAAUGCCUUGACGUCCCACCAAACUCAUGCUCCAUCACCCUGAGCAGCAAACAAGUAUCUGGAUUUUGUCCUCCUGCUGAUAUGAGGAGCAGAAUUAGGGAGAAAUACAUUGAUCUGGGCAGGCAGCAGAAAGCUCUGAUGAAAACCCUCGUGAGUCUCAGGUCAAGGCUUUAGAYACCAAACUAUCUUUCUGCUCAAGUCUCCCAAGAGCUAUUCUGCAAAAGUUAAAAUAAAGCUGAGCUAUUGCACAGACACUGCUCUGGUGGCCAAAGGCUUGGAAAGCUGCUAUAUUUAUACACCUGAAAUGAUUAUUAGUGAAACCUCAGCAAAUGGCUUUCUUGUUUCCCUUCAUGAUUUUUUUUCCUUCAUGGGCAAAAGCUGUUUCUUAAUGCUUCACUUCACUCCCAGGUGUGAAAAAGAUCACAGAAACUCAUUUUAACAGAAAAUAGUUUAUUUGCCUAACACAAUAAGCAGCAGCAUUGAAACCCAGGUUAAUCAUCAAAUCAGUAGUUUAAUCUCCUGGGUCUGAUUCAGAACAUAAACCCCACAAGCUGACACACAAGAUUUAUGAUAGUGCUUGUAUUCAGACAGAGGUUAUGACUGGGUGUUCAAGGCCUUAUAUCAUGGUAAUAUGGACUGUUUCUGAAGGG